Molecule: messenger RNA, 1742 nt
Organism: Cuculus canorus (common cuckoo)
Lineage: Eukaryota; Metazoa; Chordata; Aves; Cuculiformes; Cuculidae
Gene: CASP9
Product: caspase 9
Exons: 10
Coding region: 56-1318 (420 amino acids)
Biological process (GO): intrinsic apoptotic signaling pathway in response to DNA damage; regulation of apoptotic process; apoptotic process
Cellular component (GO): cytoplasm
Source: RefSeq, a predicted model, not a curated record
GAGACGGACGGGCAGAGCGGCGGUGCGCCCGUCGAGGAGGCGGAGCGGGGCCGCUAUGGAGGAGGCGCAGCGGCGGGCGCUGAGGCGCGGGCGGGCCCGGCUGGUGUCGUCGCUGCGCCUGGCGCCGCUCUGGGACGCGAUGGAGGAGCGCGGGCUCUUCACCCGCGCCAUGCUGGAGGAGCUGCAGAGUGCUGGCAGCCGAGGAGAGCAAGCCCGGCAGCUGAUCAUUGACCUAGAGACUCGAGGAAAACAGGCUUUCCCUGUAUUCCUCUCCAUCCUGCGGGAGACAGGACAGGGUGACCUUGCAGACAUGCUGACCAAGGAGUGCGAGUGCCCACUGGCGCCACCGCAGCUGGUUGACCUGCAACCUGUCGAGCUGGACUUACGCGGAGAAAAGCAUAAGGAAAAUGUGAGCAUUCCUGAGCGUUUGUCCAUCCCAGUCCAAGCUGAGAACAAAAGACCUCAAAUGCCUCCUGCGCCAACCCGGGGUUCAGCUGUUGACAAGAGGAACCGCGAUUUGGUUUACGAGCUGAAAGCGAACCCGUGUGGCCACUGCCUGAUCCUCAACAAUGUCAACUUCAGUAGAGACUCAGAUCUGUCCACUCGAGACGGCUCUGACGUGGACUGCGAGAAGCUGGAGAAGCGCUUCAAGGCCUUGUGUUUCAACAUCCUGACUCGGCGCAAUCUGAAAGCUCAGGAAAUGGUUUCAGAGCUGCAGAAGCUGGCACAGCAGGACCACAGCGCCUUGGACUGCUGUGUCGUGGUCAUCCUUUCCCAUGGCUGUCAGACGAGCCAUAUUCAGUUUCCCGGAGGCAUUUAUGGAACGGAUGGAAAACCCAUUCCAAUAGAAAAGAUUGUGAACUAUUUCAAUGGGUCCCAUUGCCCGAGUUUGAGAGGAAAACCCAAACUCUUCUUCAUCCAGGCCUGUGGUGGAGAACAAAGAGAUCGAGGCUUUGUAGUGGAUUACGAUUCACCCAGUGAUGAAGCUCCUGGAGGUUCUUUGGAGUCGGAUGCAACUCCUUUUCAGACUGUAGCGGGUAAUGUGGAUGAGCCAGAUGCCGUAGCCAGUUUGCCUACACCCAGCGACAUCUUGGUGUCCUACUCGACUUUUCCAGGUUUUGUCUCCUGGAGGGAGGCGUCGACCGGCUCAUGGUAUGUGGAAACACUGGACAGUGUGCUGGAACAGUAUGCCCACUCUGAAGACCUGCUGAACAUGUUACUGCGGGUGGCGAACGCUGUCUCUGCCAAGGGGAGGUACAAGCAGAUUCCAGGCUGUUUCAACUUUCUCCGUAAAAAAUUCUUCUUUAAGUGCAAGUGAUAUGUGGUCUCUGAGGUCCCCACCAAGUGGGACAAUUGCUUCCCUGUGGCCAGAUGAAAUCUGUGCUGGCCGUGACUCAGCAUCGCUGCUUCUGGUGUCUGUCGAGGUGUCUGUCUUGAGAAACGUGAUCUGGGAAAUAGAGAUGGAGACCGGUGCUGUGCUGAUGGGAAACAUUAGCAACGGAGCAGGGAUAUGGGGUAAGGAAGACCCUUUGCUGGGCAGUGGACCAGCCCGGAGCUUCUGCAAGGAGCGUGCCUCUAACUCAGCCUCCAAGUAUUCUUAUUAUAUCUUUUCCUUAUUCCACAAUCCAUGAUGUUUGUGUCCUUUCCUGCCUGGAGAACCGAUUGAUGGAAUUGAGGUCUGAUAGUUAAGUGGAAUGGAAUGAUUUUUGUAAUCUAUUUCUCGUUUUCAAUAAAAAGGAAUG